CCGGAGCGGGGCCGCCGCGGCGGCGGGGGAGGUGGGGCGAGGCGAGGUUUGCUGGGGUGAGGCGGCGGCCGGGCCGGGCCGGGCCACAGGCGGUGGCGGCGGGACCAUGGAGGCGGCGGCCGCUGCUCCGCGUCCCCGACUGCUCCUCCUUGUGCUGGCGGCGGCAGCGGCGGCGGCGGCGCUUCUGCUCCCGGGGGCGACGGCAUUACAGUGUUUCUGCCACCUCUGUACAAAAGACAAUUUUACUUGUGUGACAGAUGGGCUCUGCUUUGUCUCUGUCACAGAGACCACAGACAAAGUUAUACACAACACCAUGUGUAUAGCUGAAACUGACUUAAUUCCUCGAGAUAGGCCAUUUGUAUGUGCACCCUCUUCCAAAACUGGGUCUGUGACUACAACAUAUUGCUGCAAUCAGGACCAUUGCAAUAAAAUAGAACUUCCAACUACUGGCCCUUUUUCAGUGAAGCCAUCACCUGGCCUUGGUCCCGUGGAACUGGCAGCUGUCAUUGCUGGACCGGUGUGCUUCGUCUGCAUCUCACUCAUGUUGAUGGUCUAUAUCUGCCACAACCGCACAGUCAUUCACCAUCGAGUGCCUAAUGAAGAGGAUCCUUCAUUAGAUCGCCCUUUUAUUUCAGAGGGAACUACAUUGAAAGACUUAAUUUAUGAUAUGACAACGUCAGGUUCUGGCUCAGGUUUACCAUUGCUUGUUCAGAGAACAAUUGCGAGAACUAUCGUGUUACAAGAAAGCAUUGGCAAAGGUCGGUUUGGAGAAGUUUGGAGAGGAAAGUGGAGGGGAGAAGAAGUUGCUGUUAAGAUAUUCUCCUCUAGAGAAGAACGUUCAUGGUUCCGUGAGGCAGAGAUUUAUCAAACUGUAAUGUUACGUCAUGAAAACAUCCUGGGCUUUAUAGCAGCAGACAAUAAAGACAAUGGUACUUGGACUCAGCUCUGGUUGGUGUCGGAUUAUCAUGAGCAUGGAUCCCUUUUUGAUUACUUAAACAGAUACACAGUUACUGUGGAAGGAAUGAUAAAACUUGCUCUGUCCACAGCAAGCGGUCUUGCCCAUCUUCACAUGGAGAUUGUUGGUACCCAAGGAAAGCCAGCCAUUGCUCACAGAGACUUGAAAUCAAAGAAUAUCUUGGUAAAGAAGAAUGGAACUUGCUGUAUUGCAGACCUAGGACUGGCAGUAAGGCAUGAUUCAGCCACAGAUACAAUUGAUAUUGCUCCAAACCACAGAGUGGGAACAAAAAGGUACAUGGCCCCUGAAGUUCUCGAUGAUUCCAUAAAUAUGAAACAUUUUGAAUCCUUCAAACGUGCUGACAUCUAUGCAAUGGGCUUAGUUUUCUGGGAAAUUGCUCGACGAUGUUCCAUUGGUGGUAUUCAUGAAGAUUACCAGCUGCCUUAUUAUGAUCUUGUACCUUCUGACCCAUCAGUUGAAGAAAUGAGAAAAGUCGUUUGUGAACAGAAGUUAAGGCCAAAUAUCCCAAACAGAUGGCAGAGCUGUGAAGCCUUGAGAGUAAUGGCUAAAAUCAUGAGAGAAUGUUGGUAUGCCAAUGGAGCAGCUAGGCUUACCGCAUUGCGGAUUAAGAAAACAUUAUCACAACUCAGUCAACAGGAAGGCAUCAAAAUGUAAUUCUGCAGCUUUGCCUGAACUCCACUUUUUUCUUCAGAUCUGCUCCUGGGUUUUAAUUCAGGAGGUCAGUUGUUCUGCCUCGCUGAGAGAGAACAGGAGGACGUUGCUUCCUUGUGCGGCAGUGUCAUCAAGUCAGUUAAAAACUUCCCAGGAUUUCUCUGGACCCAGGAAA
Saimiri boliviensis boliviensis (Bolivian squirrel monkey) is the source of this 1802-nucleotide messenger RNA. It is a transcript of the gene TGFBR1, whose product is annotated as transforming growth factor beta receptor 1. Lineage: Eukaryota; Metazoa; Chordata; Mammalia; Primates; Cebidae. The record is from RefSeq and is a predicted model, not a curated record. Gene Ontology annotation, biological process: transforming growth factor beta receptor signaling pathway; protein phosphorylation; cellular response to growth factor stimulus. Gene Ontology annotation, molecular function: ATP binding; SMAD binding; transforming growth factor beta receptor activity, type I. Gene Ontology annotation, cellular component: signaling receptor complex; plasma membrane.